Messenger RNA from Acipenser ruthenus (sterlet), 1054 nucleotides. RefSeq names its product otogelin-like. The transcript has 8 exons. Gene Ontology annotation, cellular component: extracellular matrix. Lineage: Eukaryota; Metazoa; Chordata; Actinopteri; Acipenseriformes; Acipenseridae. The record is from RefSeq and is a predicted model, not a curated record. The coding region runs from base 38 to 814 and encodes 258 amino acids.
GAGCCGCAGAGAGAGACUGAGAGAGAGAGAGAGCAAGAUGAAGAUGAAGAUGAAGAUGAAGAUGAAGAUGAAGAUGAAGAUGAAGAUGGGUUCUGCAACACUGACGCUGCUCGCUAUCUUCUUCAGCUCAGCAUGGACGGCUUCUGCAGACGAUGAUGUCCAGGAUUGUCUCCUGUCAAACGGUAUCGUAGUUGAGGACGGAAAAGAGCUCCCACUGCGAUGCGCAAACUGUUCCUGUUCGAAGGGUCGGAUGUCGUGUUUCCAAACUCACGAAUGUCAAGGGGUGUGCUCAGUAACCGGAUCCCAGGCGAUCCGCACCUUCGAUGACUCCACUUUCACGAUCAGGAGCUUCUGCGCGUAUCUCCUGGUCAAGACCGAUGCAUUCAGUGUGAUCUUGAACAACGGGCCCUGCAAAGAGGACCCCAGAAAGAUCUGCAUCGACAGUUUGGAAUUCAACUUCCAGGGGAAGAUAGUGAUCACCAUUAACUCUACAGGGGAGGUGACAUCAUCAAAAGGGGACACAGUGAUGCCAUUGCACUACGAUGAUUUGCUGACGGUCAGAAAGGUCUCCUCUUUGUUCAUGGAGGUUGCCACGACGAUAGGGGUGGUCGUGCAGUAUGACAUCAUAGGGGGGCGUGUCUAUGUGAUUGUGGAUCAAGUCUACCUGGGGAAGACCCAGGGGCUGUGCGGCACUUUUAAUCACAACAGCAACGAUGAUUUCAAGUCUGCUAAUGGCUUGGUCGAAGCGAAUCCACAGUAUUUUGUGGAUUCGUGGAAGUUUCACAGUUCCUGUCCAAAUUUGCCCCCCCCCUAACCCAUCGGAGUUGGAAGGUUCAGUAGGUAACUGUUCUUUCAUCGAGUCUUCUUUCCCGGACUGCGGGCUGGUGAUGAAUGUUGAUCGUUACCGACAGGAUUGUGAGCGCAGCGUUUUCAACCCCAUGUCGGCCGUGCUUCCUUUGUGUAUGAUCGCAAAUGACUUCACACGCCACUGUGCCUGGACAGGCAUGGCCGUCAACUACGCUGAGUGCGGUGAGUGACAGAGCAACAGGACUAC